AUGGACAACCACUUGAACGUCAAGUUUGGACAGUUCAUGAACAAUGUGAACCUCAAGUUUGGACAGUUCAUGAACAAUGUGAACGUCAAGUUUGGACAGUUCAUGAACAAUGUGAACGUCAAGUUUGGACAGUUCAUGAACAAUGUGAACGUCAAGUUUGGACAGUUCAUAAACAAUGUGAACGUCAAGUUUGGACAGUUCAUAAACAAUGUGAACCUCAAGUUUGGACAGUUCAUGAACAAUGUGAACGUCAAGUUUGGACAGUUCAUGAACAAUGUGAACGUCAAGUUUGGACAGUUCAUGAACAAUGUGAACGUCAAGUUUGGACAGUUCAUGAACAAUGUGAACCUCAAGUUUGGAAAGUUCAUAAACAAUGUGAACGUCAAGUUUGGACAGUUCAUGAACAAUGUGAACGUCAAGUUUGGACAGUUCAUGAACAAUGUGAACAUCAAGUUUGGACAGUUCAUGAACAAUGUGAACGUCAAGUUUGGACAGUUCAUGAACAAUGUGAACGUCAAGUUUGGACAGUUCAUGAACAAUGUGAACGUCAAGUUUGGACAGUUCAUAAACAAUGUGAACGUCAAGUUUGGACAGUUCAUGAACAAUGUGAACGUCAAGUUUGGACAGUUCAUGAACAAUGUGAACGUCAAGUUUGGACAGUUCAUGAACAAUGUGAACGUCAAGUUUGGACAGUUCAUAAACAAUGUGAACCUCAAGUUUGGACAGUUCAUGAACAAUGUGAACCUCAAGUUUGGACAGUUCAUGAACAAUGUGAACGUCAAGUUUGGACAGUUCAUGAACAAUGUGAACGUCAAGUUUGGACAGUUCAUGAACAAUGUGAACCUCAAGUUUGGAAAGUUCAUAAACAAUGUGAACGUCAAGUUUGGACAGUUCAUGAACAAUGUGAACGUCAAGUUUGGACAGUUCAUGAACAAUGUGAACAUCAAGUUUGGACAGUUCAUGAACAAUGUGAACGUCAAGUUUGGACAGUUCAUGAACAAUGUGAACGUCAAGUUUGGACAGUUCAUGAACAAUGUGAACGUCAAGUUUGGACAGUUCAUAAACAAUGUGAACGUCAAGUUUGGACAGUUCAUAAACAAUGUGAACCUCAAGUUUGGACAGUUCAUGAACAAUGUGAACGUCAAGUUUGGACAGUUCAUGAACAAUGUGAACGUCAAGUUUGGACAGUUCAUGAACAAUGUGAACCUCAAGUUUGGACAGUUCAUGAACAAUGUGAACGUCAAGUUUGGACAGUUCAUGAACAAUGUGAACGUCAAGUUUGGACAGUUCAUGAACAAUGUGAACGUCAAGUUUGGACAGUUCAUGAACAAUGUGAACCUCAAGUUUGGACAGUUCAUGAACCAUGUGAACGUCAAGUUUGGACAGUUCAUGAACAACGUGAACGUCAAGUUUGGACAGUUCAUGAACAAUGUGAACGUCAAGUUUGGACAGUUCAUGAACAAUGUGAACCUCAAGUUUGGACAGUUCAUGAACAAUGUGAACGUCAAGUUUGGACAGUUCAUGAACAAUGUGAACGUAUAUUUCUGUGUAAACAGGGAACUUGCCGUAACGAAAUUAUUAUAA
This is a messenger RNA of Biomphalaria glabrata, 1584 nucleotides long. RefSeq lists its product as uncharacterized. The record is from RefSeq and is a predicted model, not a curated record. NCBI's taxonomy places the organism in Eukaryota, Metazoa, Mollusca, Gastropoda, Planorbidae. The transcript has a single exon. Bases 1 to 1584 code for a protein of 527 amino acids.